This is a messenger RNA of Parnassius mnemosyne (clouded apollo), 5184 nucleotides long. Lineage: Eukaryota; Metazoa; Arthropoda; Insecta; Lepidoptera; Papilionidae. The record is from the annotation of a GenBank genome assembly.
AUGGAAACUACGGACCAAAUUUUAAGUGAAAUUGAAGAUUUGCACUGUAGUAUUGUUAAAACCCACGAGAACUUUAAAAAGUGUCCAAAGGCACGUCUAACUAAGGGAUAUUUAGAAGCAAAAAUUAACUGCCUGAAUGACUAUUGGAACUCGUUUAAGAAUGCACAUACAAGUUUAAUAAAAUCUGUGCCUAAGGAACAACGAAAACGCUUGGAAUAUUUUAAUAAAGACGUAUACUAUUCGUGUGAAGAAAGUUAUAUGCAAACAAAAGCGGAUAUGAAGGACUUAUUAGAUUCAUUACAUUCUACGGUUAUACAAUCAGCCAGCGUUGGUGAAAAUAAGAUAUUGCAGCGUGAAGUUCCCCAAGUCAAGUUGCCCAGAAUACAAUUACCAUCAUUUUCUGGCAGUUACGAAGAUUGGCCGACGUUUCAAGAUUUAUUUUUAACGCUUGUUGAUAAAAAUGAAACACUCAGUUGUGUUCAAAAACUACACUAUUUAAAGUCUAGUGUUACGGGCGAUGCCGAAAAUUUAUUGAAACAUAUUCAGAUAACCGAAAAUAACUAUAACCAAGCGUGGGAUAUAUUAAAAGGGCGUUAUAGCAACAAACGACUCAUAGUGACCUCUAUUCUAAAACGGAUGUUUAACCAAAAAAAAUUGCAAAGUCAGUCCGCAAGUCAAAUUAAAUCUUUACUUGACACUACGACCGAAUGUCUUAACACCUUGAAAAACCUAGACGUUAUUACUGAACAUUGGGAUCCAUUGGUGAUUUAUCUGGUCGUAAAUAAACUAGAUUUGGAAUCCCAUAAGGAAUGGGAAGAAUUUGUAAGCAAAGAAAUAAACGAUAAGUUGCCCACCUUAAUGACAUUAACAAAAUUUAUGGAAAUGAAAUUUCGAACACUUGAGUUGUUAUCGCCAGGUUCAACAAGGGAUAGAACUACAGUGCGCUCAUAUCAUGUAACAACUACGGAGAAGGUUUGUCCAUUGUGCAACGGGAAUCAUGCACUAUGUCACUGUAAGAGUUUUGGCAAAAUGGAACCCACAAUGAGAAGUGAAUUAGUAAAGACAAAAAACAUAUGUUUCAACUGUCUAAUUCCUGGUCACCCAGUCAAAGCUUGUCGUUCAUCCAGCACAUGCAGGAUUUGUCACAGACGUCAUCACUCUCUUCUUCAUCAUUCACGAGCUACGAGUCCCCAAGGUGAAAAACAAAAGGAAACACAACCGAAGGUUUUACAUACAAAUGUUGAAGAAACAGAAGAACUUCAAGUCAAUACAAUGAUGACGUCACAAGCUCAAGCAAUGAGGAGCACAGUUUUAUUAGGUACAGCAGUAGUUACAGUACGAAGUGAAGAUGGAUACACAACUGCAUUAAGAGCCCUCAUUGACCCGGGAUCACAAGCUUGUUUAAUUAGUGAACGUGCAGCUCAAUCUUUAAAGGCUACAAGGUAUAAAGUUAAGGGAAACAUUAUUGGUGUGGGAUCUGUAAUGUCGAAAAUAAAUCAAGUAGUUCAGGUAGAGGUAAUAUCACAGUAUCAAAGCGAAUUCAGCCUCAAGGUAAAAGCCUAUGUCAUGUCAAAACAACUGACUACUAAAAUCCCCACAAAAUCAAUUGCGUUUUACGAAUGGCCCCAUCUCCAAGGACUUAGGUUAGCAGAUCCAAGUUUCCACACAACAGGAUCUAUUGAUUUGUUGUUAGGAGUAAAUGAAUAUGCACAAAUCUUGCAAAGUGAAGUCAUCAAAGGUCCACCUGGAACACCUUGUGCGCAAAAUACUGCACUGGGUUGGAUAGUAUUCGGGACCGUAAACGACAAUUUACAACAACAAGAACAAACAAUGAUAGUCAUGCAUCAAGUUACUGAAGUAGAUGAUAUGUUAAAAAUGUUAUGGGAAGUAGACCCGACUCCUAAAAGAAGAUUCACGAAGGAUGAAGAGAAAUGUGAAGAAAUAUUUAAGAACACCUAUUCGAGAAAUAGCGAAGGAAGGUACAUAGUUCAAUUACCAUUUAAAGUAGGUAGUCCGAAGUCACAUAAAGGAAACAGCAGAGAAAUAUCAAUGAAAAGAUUUAUACAGUUAGAACAAAAAUUAGAUAAGAUACCAUAUCUUAAAGUAAAAUAUCAGGAGGUCAUGAAAGACUAUCUUACAAUGGGUCACAUGGAAAGGAUUCCCAAACAAGAAACAACCAAGUGCGCAGUUUAUUUGCCUCAUCAUGCUGUAGUACGCACCGACAAAGAAACAACCAAAGUGCGUGUUGUUUUUGACGCUUCAUGUAAGAAUUCUCAAGGAAUAUCUCUUAAUGAUGAGCUCUUGGUAGGACCCGUUUUACAGGAAGAUUUAAGAAGUAUCAUUAUGAGAUGGCGGAUGCACAAAAUUUGUUUCGCAAGUGAUGUCGAAAAAAUGUAUAGGAUGAUAUUGUUAAAAAAGGAACACACAGACUUUCAAAGAAUUUUUUGGAGAGAUGAUUCAUCAAAAUCUAACGAAAUAGAGGAGUUCAGGUUAUUGACAGUUACAUUUGGUACAGCAUCGGCACCAUAUCUAGCUGUCAAAACCUUAUUACAGAUUGCAGACGAUGAAGCCAAAGACUAUCCUAAUGCAGCAAGAACAAUACGUGAAGACUUUUAUGUAGAUGAUUUAAUGUCUGGGUGUGACACUGUUCAACAAGCCAUAGAAGUGUGUAAACAAUUGAAAAUUAUUCUUAACAAGGGCGGCUUCAGACUACAGAAAUGGAUAUCAAAUAAUGCCAAAUUGUUAAGGUCAUUAGAACCAAGUGAAAUAUCAACAAGGGCUAGCCUGAAUAUUAAAAUUGAUGGCACCGUAAAGGCACUCGGCCUGACAUGGAAUUUAGGUGAAGAUGAUUUCCAAUAUACUGUGACUUUACCGCCUGUUCUAACGAACGUCACUAAACGUAAUAUAUUAGCAGAUGUACAAAAAAUGUUUGAUCCUUUAGGAUGGAUAGCACCCGUAAUUAUCAAGGCUAAAAUAUUGAUUCAAAGGCUAUGGUUAGAAGGAGUAAACUGGGAUGACAAAAUAAACGAAGAAUUACGGAAAGAGUGGCUGACAAUACGUUACGAUCUAGAUAAUGUCAAUCAAAUGCGAAUCAAACGUUGGAUUUAUACGAAAACCGCUAAUAAAGAAAAAACAUCACUGCACGGUUUCUGUGAUGCAUCUAUAAAGGCAAUAUCUGCUGUUGUAUAUUGUAGAACAGUAGAUGAAAACGAUAUCGUUCAGACAAGCAUUGUAGCUGCCAGAACCAAGGUAGCUCCGGUAAAAACCAUUUCUUUGCCUCGUCUUGAGUUAUGUGGCGCAACUUUAGUAUCUAAGCUUCUAAAUCACGUGGCUCAAGCGAUGAGAAUACCUUCUACACAAGUUUUUGCGUGGACUGAUUCUUCAGUAGUUUUGGCAUGGCUUAUUGGCGAACCAAAUAGAUGGAAGCCAUUUGUUGCAAAUCGUGUAGUUGAGAUAAUGGAGAAUGUUAAAAAUGGCCAAUGGUACCACGUAAAAACUCAGGACAAUCCAGCGGAUGUUGCGUCAAGAGGUUCCUCUGCUCAAGUUCUUCUCACAAAUCAGUUAUGGUGGCACGGACCACCAUGGUUGUUACAGAAGGAAGUAAUAUUUUCGAGACCUAACAUAAUUUCAACGCAAUUGGAUAAAAAAUUAAUAAAAAUAAAUUUAAAUGUGACACUAAUAAAAAAUGAACAAACAAACCACUUUUUAAACUUUGAAAAUUUUGACUCAUUUGAAGAACUUCUAAAGACAAUUGUAUACAGCAGACGAUUCUUAAAUUUUAAAAGGCGACAGUACAAUGAAAACUGUAUUACAACUGAAGAAUUACAACAAGCCGUAAAUUUGUGUAUAAAGAAAGCACAAUUGGAAGAUUUUUAUGAUGAAAUAAAAACAAUUACCGAUCGUAAAUAUGUUCGGAGAAAUAGUCGCUUAAAAUCUCUAAAUCCAUUUCUUGAUGAAGAAAGGAUUCUUAGAGUAGGAGGAAGACUACGGCAUGCAAAUAUUAGUGAAGAGAGUAAAUUUCCAAUUAUUUUAGACGCUAAAUCUUCACUCACAGCACUCAUUGUAGCUGAUGCUCACAAAAGAACGCUGCACGGUGGAUUACAAUUAAUGUUGUCAUACUUGAGAACAAAGUACUGGAUUGUAAGGGCAAAAGUUGUAAUAAAAUCUCACAUUUUUAAAUGUUUGAUAUGUGCUAAAAUUAGAGCCAAGGCAAAAGGACAAAUAAUGGGUGAUCUGCCCCCCGAACGAGUUAACCCGUCACGCCCAUUCCUACAAAGUGGUGUAGAUUUUGCCGGGCCAAUCCAAAUACUUAUGUCAAAGGGGAGAGGUAUACGAACAAGUAAAGCUUACAUAGCUAUUUUUAUAUGUAUGUCAAUUAAAGCCAUCCAUCUCGAACUUGUAAGCGAUCUAACUUCAGAUGCUUUUAUUGGGGCUUUUAGACGUUUUGUAUCACGGAGAGGACGUUGCGCUCACCUGUGGAGUGACCAGGGCAGAACUUUCAUAGCAGCGAACAGAGAAUUGUCGGAAGAUUUAAAUGAAGCUAAUUUAAAUUUGAACAAUCAAAUUAAAAACGCUUUGGCUUUGGACGGCACCCAGUGGCACUUCAUUCCACCUUAUAGCCCUAACUUUGGUGGUUUAUGGGAAGCGGGGGUUAAAUCCAUGAAAGGACAUUUGAAGAGAGUCCUGACGAAGAAUUUAACAUAUGAGGAGAUGUCCACACUUUUGUGCCAGAUUGAAGCGUGCCUAAAUUCUCGGCCCUUAACACCAAUUAAUGAAUCUGAGGUGGACAAUAUAAGCCCUUUAACACCAGGCCAUUUUUUGAUCGGUGAAGCUCCUAUUUCUGUCCCAGCGCCAGACUUAUGUGAUGCAAAAAUUAGCCUACAAGCACGUUGGCGAUAUACACAAAAACUCUUAGGCGACUUUUGGUAUCGAUGGCAGCAUGAAUAUCUCACAAGGUUGCAACAAAGACCAAAGUGGCUUAAAAGGGAACGGGAAUUUGCCAUCAAUGAAAUAGUUCUCAUUAAGCAAGAUAAACUGCCUCCUGGAAAGUGGAUGCUGGGUCGCAUACUUGCCAAACAUCCUGGACCAGAUGGAGUCACAAGAGUUUACAGUUUAAAGUGCGGUGAUGGUGUUAUUAAAAGAAGUGUGUUAAAACUGUGUCAUUUGCCUAUUGAUUAUAAUUGA